Messenger RNA from Cajanus cajan (pigeon pea), 1471 nucleotides. RefSeq lists its product as uncharacterized. The record is from RefSeq and is a predicted model, not a curated record. NCBI's taxonomy places the organism in Eukaryota, Viridiplantae, Streptophyta, Magnoliopsida, Fabales, Fabaceae.
GUUGUCGAAACCAUUAGAUCUGUAAGUUUUCGUAAGGAACAAAGUUACCUGCAAAUUUCUGGACAACUAAUUAUCAUUUUCUGUUCCCAUAACACAGAUAUGCCACCCGCCAAUUUCUUUUCCCAAAAGCGUAGGACAACCACAAGAAUAAGUUCAAGGCAUCGUCCAAUAUUACACACUUGUGGAGUCUCCAUGUUGGCAAUUGUUGACAUUGCAAUAGGAAAAACGCAAAAUAUCAAUGGACCAUUAGGCUCAACAUUGAGAAGAGCUACAAAGUUAGCCAAAUUUGCCACCCCUUUUAUCUACACCAUGCAAUUCCAAUGGCUAACAAUGCUUUCUUUCAUUGAUGAUGCAAUCCUAGCAACUGAAAAAAUCACCGAAAAAUUGUUCCCCCCUUCAACCCGCCUGUUCGACAAAGUCGAUGAAAUAUUGCUUAUGGUAGUGUCCCUCCCAGAAAAAUUUGAUGGUGCUGUGAACAAGUUUCCCACAAUAAUCCACGAAGUACCAUUCUUGGAUCGGACACUGACCCUUGUCAUCUCAAGGUUGAACAUGUUGGUUUCUUUGUUGAAACAUUGGGGACAUGAUUCAAGGGCAAAUGAGAAAACUAUAGGUGUUGAUAAUGAAUCAGCAUGUGAAGGGUACCUUUCUAUGGAUGAUAAUAUAGCUAAUGAGAAUGUGGAAAGUUUUCCUCCUAUAUCAGAGGUUGAAUGCAAAGGCUCUCAAGACAUUGCAGUUAAUUCGACGAGUCACAUGAAAGGGUCGUACAAGGAAGCAUUGGAGAGAGGGAAAGAUGAGACCCCACUUGAGAAAAUGGAGAAGGAGAGUGAGAAGAAGAUCAUGGAAGGUGAUGAUUGUGAGUGUGAAAGAGGAAAGAAGAAUGAUGGGAAUAAUGAACAGUGUGAUGUUGCUGUUAUGAAAAAUCAAGUUGGAGCGAGUGAAGGUAUAAAGGAUGCUCUUCUUGAAUUGUUUGAGUCAGCAUGGCUCAUGAAAGCUGGUCAGUACUAGAAUUGAAAGAGACAAGUAGAAUGAAAUUCUCCUAUGCCAGUAGAAAAAUUAUAAGAAUUUAUUUUGAUAUAAGUUAGAAGUAUUUUUAGAGAUUUCUUUUACUAAAAAUAAAGAUUACUUUUUAGUAAAAAGAAAUCCAAAAACAUUUCUAAAAUUGUAUCUAAGUAAAUUUAUAGUUUUAAAACAUCAUUAAUCUAUGAUCACGAUCAACUUUAUUCUUUGAGUCCACAAAAGAAGUUAAUUACAGAAACUCCCUUAUCAUCAUGUGUAUAUUGAUUAAAUCUAUGAUAGUUAGGAAUUAUGGAAGUAAUUUCUAGUUCAUGUCACUCACAUUUGUGACACUAGCUAGCAUUUCCCUUCAUGGAUAGCUAUUUACAAAAGGUAGUGUUUCUUUUAUUAUUAGUUUGUUCUUCCAAUUGUUACUUGAAAUCUUAAAAGGAACUUGAUAAUAAAGUUUGUUUUUGUU